GAGAGAGAGAGAGAGAGGACGAACGUAGCACAAUAUAUGAGAGCAUACUGUCAGUGCUAUUGCAUUUAUCUGCAUGGCUGCUACAGAUGUAAACACAUAUCCUAGUGAGGAGAUGAGGACUCUCUCUCUCAGCGGUCAUGUCGGUUUUGACGGUCUUCCUGAUCAGCUGGUCAGCAAAUCAGUGAGCCAAGGAUUCAGCUUCAACAUUCUCUGCGUGGGUGAAACUGGCAUAGGCAAAUCUACAUUAAUGAACACACUAUUUAACACAACCUUCGAGAGUGAAGAGGCCAGCCACUUCCAGAGCGGGGUGCAUUUACGCCACAGAACAUACAGCCUGCAGGAAAGCAAUGUGGAUUUGCAGCUAAGCAUUGUAGACACUGUGGGAUUUGGCGACCAGGUUAAUAAAGAAGAAAGUUAUAAACCUAUUGUGGACUACAUUGACUCCCAGUUUGAAAACUUCCUUGAAGAAGAGCUUAAAAUUAAACGCUCCCUUUACAACUAUCAUGAUUCACGCAUCCACAUCUGCCUCUAUUUUAUUUCUCCCACCGGUCACUCACUGAAAUCUCUGGACUUAGUUACCAUGAAGAAACUGGACAGCAAGGUCAACAUUAUUCCCGUCAUAGCGAAGGCAGACACUAUAUCCAAGAACGAGCUUCAAAAGUUUAAGAUCAAGAUCAUGCGUGAACUGGUCAGCAAUGGUGUUCAGAUCUACCAGUUCCCAACAGAUGACGAAGCUGUGGCUGAAAUAAACUCUUCUAUGAAUGCACAUCUCCCUUUUGCUGUGAUUGGAAGCAGUGAAGAGGUUAAAAUUGGGAACGAAAUGGUGCGAGCCAGAGAGUACCCAUGGGGAGUGGUACAGGUGGAGAACGAGAGUCACUGUGACUUUGUAAAGCUGAGAGAGAUGCUAAUUCGUGUCAACAUAUCGGACCUGAGGGAACAGACCCACGCCAGACACUAUGAGCUGUACCGCCGCUGCAAACUGGAGGAGAUGGGCUUCAAAGACACCAACCCUGACAGCGAACCCUUCAGUCUGCGGGAAACAUAUGUGGCCAAGAGGAGAGAAUUUAUUGGUGAGCUACAACUCAAGGAGGAGCAGAUGAGACAGAUGUUUGUCAACAAAGUGAAGGAGACAGAAGCAGAACUAAAAGAGAAGGAGAGAGAGCUGCAUGAAAGAUUUGAGAUGCUGAAACGAACACAUCAGGAGGAGAAGAGGAACCUAGAGGAGAAGCGUAGAGAUUUAGAGGAGGAGAUGAACACCUUCUACAGCAGGAGAGUGGCUGCUGAAACCCUCCAGUCUUUUCAAGGCUCUUCUGCCUUCAAAAAAGACAAAGAGAAGAAAACGUAAGCCUCCUCCUCCUCACUUUCAUUCCCAUUUCAACCUCUGAGACUGUCUGUUCCCAUCUCUGGUAGUCACCAUCUGUGAAUGAGACUGAUCUGUGUCUGCAUUCACAAGCGUCUGAGGUCUUUUUGUUUGUCUGUGUUGGCUGACCGUCUUCAGGGCAGAGCUUCAAUGCUGUAAUAUUAAAGCACACUGGCAGACAGGAUCUUGGCAUGUUUAAGGAUAGAGAGAUAGAUGAUGACACUAGUUGCCUGGUACUGCCAGCUGUCGGAUCAGCAUGCGUUUACGCCCCCUGAUGAAGUGUUUGUAAUUGUUUGCACUCACUUUGAAUAAAAUGAGCGUUAGAUUGCUUGAAAUAUGUAUUAGUGCUCUUGGUUGGUUGCCAGUGGUUGGCAACAUUAUUUUUUUAAUCUAGCUGAUUUUAUGUAUGUUUAUUAAACAUUUUAUUUUCAGUUAACUGGCAAUUCAAGGAAGCAUCAACAUCAGUAACUGCUCAGUAAUUUUACCAGUCGCACCAGCUUGUCAUGC
Messenger RNA from Sinocyclocheilus rhinocerous, 1867 nucleotides. Its product is annotated as septin-8-B-like. Lineage: Eukaryota; Metazoa; Chordata; Actinopteri; Cypriniformes; Cyprinidae. Bases 74 to 1345 code for a protein of 423 amino acids. The transcript is spliced from 9 exons. The record is from RefSeq and is a predicted model, not a curated record. Gene Ontology annotation, molecular function: GTP binding.